Molecule: messenger RNA, 1209 nt
Organism: Drosophila ficusphila
Lineage: Eukaryota; Metazoa; Arthropoda; Insecta; Diptera; Drosophilidae
Exons: 2
Coding region: 224-1120 (298 amino acids)
Source: RefSeq, a predicted model, not a curated record
AUUUCCGAUCAAGCAGCCUGGUGGAUUUCCUUUGAAUCCGUUUUCACUGGGAGCUCUCAUAAGGUGUUCAGUUUUCCCAACGCAAAUACAUAAAAUUGUUAGUGCUCUCGUUUUUCGAAACUAUCCGUUCGUUAAAAGAAAAAAGUUCAGAAAAUUGUUGGUGCUUGCUAAAUUUUCAAUCCGUUCAAAUUGAUUGGUCCGUUCUGCCCACCAAUUCUCUGUCAUGGCGAGCGAAAAUGUCUCGGAUUGGGAUGAGCCGCUGCCCACGUCAACGGACUCGCUGCCCGAGGAGGAGGAUCCGGAUCCGUGCGCCGAGGAGAACGUAAAGCGGCGCCAGGAAGAGAACCUGGCCAAGCUGCAGUCCUAUGUGCGUCGCAUGGCCUACCAGCCGGCCAUGCCGCCCAAGGCGAAGCCCUACGAUGUGGCCCUGUCCAAGCCCAAGAUGCACACGCUCAUCGACAACUACGAACAGUUCAAGGACGUCUACGAUCCGAAGCUGCGGGCCAAGCGGAUCAAGCGCAUGCUGGGCAAGUACAAUGCCAUAACAACCGAACAGCUGGAGGAGAUCCUCAAGAGCAACAAGACGAAGGAGCGGAAGAAGGAGGACUUCCUGAAGCGCAAGCAGGAACUGUACUACAACAUGCUGACCAAGUUGGAGCGGCAGUGCCGCACACAGUACCUGAACGUGCUCAUCAAGAAGUUCGCCAAGUUCAUCGCCCAUCUGGCUACCACGAUGCGCAUCCCGCCGCAGCUGGUCGAUCCGUAUGCGCGCAUGCAGCGCGGCAUCUUCUGCAACAUCCUGCUGGCCAUCGGGGUGCAGCCCACCUCGCAGUCGGCCAUCUACUACACCAGCCAGGAUGCCAUCGAGUACGAUGUGUGCCAUCGGCUCGCCCACGCUCUGCUCAGUCUGAUCAUCAAGGCGCUGGACUCGGCCGCCACCCGGGAUCCCAACGAACUGGCCAAGCCGGCGGACAUGGACUUCGAGAUGGACAACCACAUCAAGCGGCGGCUCAUGUGCGCCGCCGAAAAGAAGCUGAUGUACGAGCGCCGCCGCAAGAAGCCGCAGCAGCCGCAGGGCCUCGGAGCGUUCGAGAAGUGCACCCGCUACGAUUGCGACUAGGAUUCGGAUGGGUUUCGGAUGGCUUCUCCAGUAUAUUUUUUGUUGUUAACCUUUGGCUAAUAUAUGUAGUUAAUCUCUACACACACACA